Molecule: messenger RNA, 2911 nt
Organism: Scylla paramamosain (green mud crab)
Lineage: Eukaryota; Metazoa; Arthropoda; Malacostraca; Decapoda; Portunidae
Product: fibrocystin-L-like
Exons: 13
Coding region: 1-2826 (941 amino acids)
Source: RefSeq, a predicted model, not a curated record
AUGCUGCUGAUCCAGGGCGGCCACGUGGUGUUUGAUGUGGAGACUGUGGAGGAGCUGGUGUUGUGGGCAGAGUAUAUUUUGAUCGUUGGUGGUGGCUCUCUCAGUAUUGGGUCGGAGGAUCAGCCUUUCCCUGGUGAGGCCGUCAUUGAACUACACAGCAACACACACUCCACCGAGCUGCCCUUGUAUGGUGCCAAGGUAUUGGCGGUGCGUGAUGGGACGCUGGACCUUCAUGGCCGUCACGUCCCCAUCACCUGGACCCACCUGGCACACACGGCCUCCCUUGGGGACACCAACCUCACCCUGUCCCUGCCCGUCACCUUGAGGCAGGGUGACCAGGUUGUUAUUGCCACCACAGAGAACAGGUUCUACAUGAAGGAGAACGAGGUGAGGACCAUCGCAUCAGUCUCUGAGGAUGGCCUGGAGGUCACACUGACAGAGGCACUGGAGCACACCCACCUCUCCGUCACCCAGACUCUUGGGGGACACACAGUGGAGACACGUGCAGAGGUGGGACUCCUCACCCACAAUGUCAAGAUCCAGGGAAAUGUUGGCACCGACUUCAGUGUGGCUAUUGAGGGCUGUGACACUGCUUUUAGGCCUGAUUCUGAAGACCAGCACGCCACCCAGUCAUGUUUCAAUGGUCGACAUGGAGACGAGAUUGGCGGUGACCAAUUUGGCGCCACCGUGAUACUGUCUGGAAAGUUCCCUGACCUGGACUUGGUGAUGGGACGCAUUGAGUACGUGGAGGUGACCAAGGCUGGUCAGGCAUUCCAACUUGGGCGGUACCCACUCCACUUCCACCUGGCUGGGGACAUGGGUGGUUCGUACAUCCGCGGGUGCUCCAUCCACCACACCUACAACCGCGCAGUGACAAUGCACGCAACAGACAACCUGCUGGUGGAGCAUAAUGUGGCGUACAACAACAUGGGUCACGCUAUCUUCACAGAGGAUGGGGGUGGAGCAGAACAGUGUGGUGCAGUGGUGAACCCAAACAACAUUUUCCAUCACAAUGCAGCUGCCAGUGGAACACACUUUGGUUACUGGUACAGGCUGGACCACCACCCCUCGGGCCCAUCCACCACCAACAUCUACUGCCAGAACACUGAACAGAUGGGACUCUUCUUCAAUAACAAUGCACAUUCCAUGGGAAGGUAUGGUCUGUGGGUGUUCUCCAAUCCAGGAUAUCACCCAAAGUCCGACAUCUGUGGAGGCAGGGACGUGGUGGCCAAGUGGGAAAGCUUCACCGCGUGGCACCGUGAGCGGGGUGCCGAGGCAGUAUCUGGCACUAAGCUGCAGUUCCACAACUUUGUGAUGCUUGAUAACCAACAGGCUGGCAUGGAGAUGGUGUCUGUGAAGGGAGGGUUCGGACAGGAUGACAGCCCUGGCAUCUUCAAUUCCCUGGUGGUGUGUCACUCGGCCCUCAACUCCAGUGCCUGCACCUCAGGAACCAGUGGUAUUGUGGCGCCCAAGACCCAGAUCUUUAGUAUCUCCAAUGUCACAUUUGUUAACUUUGAUGAGGGUGGAAGUGCUGCACUGUCUGGCUGUUCUCAGUGCAGGAACUACCAGGGAGGCUACAGGGCACAGGUUAAGGGUCUGGCCUUUGAGAAUUCACCCAACAAGAUCAGGUUUCAGUGGGAACACGAGACAAUCUGGAUAGACGCUGAUGGCUCUCUGACGGGCAAACCGGAGGCGAAUGUUGUUCCCACAAUGGGCAUCUUACCAACUGAUUCCUGCACUCAAGAAGCAGCAUUCUCUGUCACCAAGAAUGUGCCAGGAUCAGUUUGCCGAGGGGCCAUGAAAUUCCUGCGAGUGGCCGUCACCAAUCCGAGCCCUUCCUCACUGCUUGGCAAGGACCUGGUGGUAAGCAACGACUUCGGCGCCACCCACAUCCCUUACCUCAUGCUCCGUAUUGGUGGUGCUGGCUGGAUGGGGCUUGUCUACAUUGGUGCCACCUUUGACUUCAACUUUGAAAAUGCUAAUCAGCUGACAUGUGGGGUCCCCCAGGGGACCAAGAUGGGUCCUCUAUGCUUCCUCCUCCUCAUCAACGACGCCCUCACUGACACCCCCCAUCGCUGGAAGUAUGUGGACGACUGCACCGUGGGCGUCCCAGUUUCCACCAAGAACCCGGACUACUCGCCACUGCAAGCAAUUCUGGAGCGACUGCAGACGUGGACAGAGGAGAGCAGGAUGACCAUCAACCACAGCAAAACUGUGGUGAUGCAUUUCUGUACCUCCUCUGUACCAGUGCCCCCUCCCCGGCUCACAGUGGGCCCUCACCCCCUCCAGGUGGUCCAAUGUGCCAAGCUUCUCGGAGUCACGGUGGACAACCAGCUGACCUGGAAGCAGCAUGUCGCCAGCACCGUGAGAUCAGCUACCUACAGGCUGUACAUGCUGCGCAGACUCAGGUCUCUGGGGACGCCGACAGAUGAGUUAAGGAGGGUGUACCUUACCUUCAUCCUCCCCAAACUCAUGUACGCCUCCCCAGCGUGGUCCUCCUCCCUCACUCACACUCAACAGCUACAGCUAGAGAGUGUGCAGAAAAGGGCGUGCAGGGUCAUCCUUGGCCCUGCAUACACCACCUAUGAAGAAGCCCUGAACACCCUGAGUCUGUCCAGAAUAACCACCAGGCACAGAGAGGCUCUGGAGAAGUUUGGGAGGGGACUACUGCAUCAUCCACGUCUCAGAAACAUGCUGCCGUACGACGCGCCUCGCCCGGUCCGUGCCACCAGACACCACAACAAAAUAACGCCCCUGAAGGCGCCGCGCACGGACCAGUACAGACUCAGUGCGAUUCCCACCAUGGUGCGAGCCAUCAAUCAAUAGUAUUUCCCUCCUAGAUUAGACUUACCUUUAGGAUUAAUGUUAAGUUUUUCCCCAUCCCCUAUGUACAUUUUCAGUUUGUCAACUG